AUGGCGGAAAAAGACCAGGACCAGCGGACUGUGGUCUUCUUCCACCCGGACCUGGGCAUCGGCGGCGCCGAGCGACUCGUCGUGGACGCCGCUGUUGGCCUGCAGAACCGCAGCUGCAAGGUCGUCAUCUUUACGAGCCACUGCGACAAGGGACACUGCUUCGAGGAAGCUCGCGAUGGAACCCUCGACGUCCGCGUCCACGGCGACUGGCUCCCCCAGUCGAUCCUCGGCCGCCUCACGAUCCUCUGCGCCAUCGCCCGCCAGAUAACCCUCCUCCUCCACAUCUACCUCACCCGCGAGCUCCAGUCCCUCGACCCGGACUUCUUCGUCGUCGACCAGCUCUCCGCCGGCCUCCCCCUCCUCCAGUACCUCGUCCCCAAGGCCCCGAUCCUCUUCUACUGCCACUUCCCCGACAUGUACCUCGCCCUCGGCCGCGAGCGCUGGUGGAAGCGCGUCUACCGCGUCCCCUUCGACUGGGUCGAGCAGUGGAGCAUGGGCUUCGCCGACGAGAUCGCCGUCAACUCGGGCUUCACCAAGGGCGUCGCCACCAGGGCGUGGCCCGCCCUCGCCAAGAGGAAGGACUUCAAGGUCGUCUACCCCUGCGUCGACAUCGCGCCCAAGAAGGCCGAGGAGGAGCAGGAGGCCGUGUGGACGGAUAAGAAUAUCAUCUUGAGCAUCAACCGGUUCGAGAGGAAGAAGGAUAUCGCGCUGGCCGUGAAGGCCUUUGCCGCGCUUCCCAAGGAGAAGAGGAAAGGGACGCGGUUGGUCAUUGCGGGCGGUUACGACCUGCGCAGCGCGGAGAACUUCAACUACCACAAGGAGCUGGAGAAGCUGGCCAAGGACCUCGGUCUGGAGUCGUUCACCGCCAAGAACAUCAUCACCGCGCUCUCCGCGCCCGAGGACAUACCCGUGCUGUUCCUGCUCUCCAUCCCCUCGAGCUUCAAGGACUCGCUGCUCAAGUCGGCCAAGCUGCUGGUCUACACCCCGUCCAACGAGCACUUCGGCAUCGUGCCCCUCGAGGCGAUGCUGGCCGGCGUGCCCGUCCUGGCGGCCAACACGGGCGGCCCGACGGAGACGGUCAUGGACGGGACCACCGGGUGGCUGCGGGAGCCGGACCAGGUGGGGGAGUGGACCAAGGUCAUGGACACGGUGCUGAACAAGAUGAGCAGCAGGCAGCUGGAGAAGAUGGGCAGCGACGGCGUGCAGAGGGUCAGGGUCGGGUUCGGGCAGGAGAAGAUGGCGGAGAGGAUCGAGCGGAUACUGGAUGACCUGGCGACGAGGCAGAGGGUCCCGCCGUGGAUCAACGCCGUGCUGAAUUUCGUCGGUAUCGGUAUCUUCUUCGCCUUUGGGCUGUUCACGUCUAGCUUGCUCGUUAGCCCACAGAAGAGGGCUUAA
Messenger RNA from Colletotrichum karsti, 1395 nucleotides. RefSeq lists its product as uncharacterized. The record is from RefSeq and is a predicted model, not a curated record. The transcript is spliced from 2 exons. The coding region runs from base 1 to 1395 and encodes 464 amino acids. Gene Ontology annotation, molecular function: alpha-1,3-mannosyltransferase activity; GDP-Man:Man(1)GlcNAc(2)-PP-Dol alpha-1,3-mannosyltransferase activity. Lineage: Eukaryota; Fungi; Ascomycota; Sordariomycetes; Glomerellales; Glomerellaceae.